ACGAAUAUGAUACGUAGAGACAGGUCUCGCCAAGUCAGUUUGAAGAUGGACCAGUUGGCAACGUUAAUAAUAAAUCGAUGAAGUUCAGUACAUAUGUAGAUGCUUGCUCUGGUUUGCACCCGACCAACAUCAUAAUCAUAUGACCUUCCACUAAGCAUCUCAUCUCGGUACCUAGUACUUAUGACUGAACCUAGAUCCAACCAAAUUGACGCGACAGCGAGCUCGACCACUAAACAAACUGGAGAUGAGGAGGCAGAUGAAUGGGUUGAAGAGGACGAAAAUUAUGAUGACGAUGAGUACGAUGACGGAGAGGAAGAAGCGGAGGAAAUUGCGCGUCGGUUGAAGGAACAGCUAUGGGCGGACAUUAGCAAAGCGCAGGCAGACCGCGUAAAUGUCACUACGACGGCAUCAACAUCAACUCCUGGUGCACCCCUACAUGAUGGUGUUCCGUCUGCGGUUGCUUCUCCAGUCCCGAUCACACAACCUUUUCUGCAACCAUCUAUGUCGUCCAAGAAGGAAGAGGCCGCCUUGAAGACAAUGGGGAAUGUGCUGAACAUUGCAGGAAAGGAUCCUCUGGUUCACUCAACUCUAGCAUCUGCGGUCGUUCCUGGUGCAGGCAACAGCGUUCUGGAGAUACUCAAUCACACAGUCGCCGCUGGAACAAUUUCCAAAGACCUUGCAAAAUCACUCAGCAUGACCCUUGUAUCUUUGGCCCGCUCCGACGCUCUUUUUGCCGCACUGCGUCACUCUAAUGCGCCUGCACUACAGCUGGAUAAAGGCAAGAGGAAACGCGACGAGACUGAAGAAGAACAGCGGAGGAACGAGCCACGAGCUUUCAAACGGCCAAAUUUCGCACAUGGCCAUUUACAGAGCCAGAUAACAGACGCAGUUCGCGUGGUUUCAGAAACUCUAGCCUCCCAUCCACCUUCCAACGGCCCGCCAGAUCCGUCGAUCAUAUCCUCAAUUCAGCUACAGUUGCAUCAGAUAUUUCUUUUUGCGGUCACCUCUUCUGCGAGAGGAGGGCCUGAGACAAACGCCUUACAGGAGAUCAGUGGACUCAUUCAGGUGGUUGGAGUCCUGAGUGGUAGUCCCAUUGGCCCCACCGCUGUCCCACCGAACGCCCAUAUGCAACCCCCUGAUGUGUCGAUGUAUCCUCCCCGCCCAUGGAUACCGCCGGGAACUGGUCCCCAGCCUGUCCCUUUCAGCGACAUUGGUACCGCAGUAUACCCCUGCCUGGUGCCAGGUUGUCGCAAGAUUUUCGCGCGAUUGUUUAACCUACGAGCGCACCAACAAGUACACGCAGUGCACAGGCCAUAUCGCUGUGCUGCAUGUCCUGCCUCGUUUGCCCGAAAUCAUGACCUGAAACGACAUGCCAAACUACACGACAAGACGGGGUACCAGUGUGCUGGCUGCUACAAGUUAUUCUCGCGGCGUGACGCAAUAAAGAGGCACAAAAAUAGCAGCGCAACUCGUGGUGGCAAAGGGGAGGCAUGUGUUAACGCGGCAAUCAAAGAAGUCGAACUGGACAAGGAGAGUGGGGACGAUGCACUGCGGGAAGGUCGACGGACACGGAUGUGGGCUGAUAUUGUGACUCAUUCCGUGGCAUCUACAGCAAGUUAUGGAACGUUUGGUGAUGAUUGGGGUCCGGAGGAAGGGGAAAUGGAUGUCGGCGUCAUCGGCCAUGCACAAGAAGCUGUGCUCAGUCUUCACAAGACGCUGCAAUCACACGUGUCCAGCGCGCUGGGAACAGCUGUGGAUCAUGAUAUUCCACCAAUGCAGGUUGAUCCGGCUGGAAGUCAAGCAACUUUGGCUAGCGUCAUCGCUCGGGCCCAGCUACAAAAUAUGCCGGCCUCUCAAAAUCAACAAGAUAAUUCAGCGGUGAGCGCUGCCAAUCAUAGCAUGGCCGAAUCGCAGCUUUUCCCCGUGGACGACGGAUGUGGCGCCCCGAAUGAUGAUUAUCUUGUUCCAAUCGCGGACAGUGCAACUGUUUCUGCACCGCCGCUAUCACUGUAUGGUCUUUCGGAGGAACAAGCGCGACUGUUGGAGCAGGCAAUCGCUAAUGCUGCGUCUGCAGCUCAAGCACAGGCGGAAGCAGAGGCUGCGUUGGAGGAACAGGAAGAGGACUAUGAGGAGGACUGCGACGAGGACGAUGGUGAGGAGACAAUAUCAACUGUUGGAACCGAGAUCCCUUCAACGUUAGGACAAUAAUAUUGUUUAUGUAUUGUCAGUGCGUCAAGUACUAUCAAUCUUUGACAAUGAGUACUAUAGCUUUCUGUCACCCAGGCAUGUCCGGCAGCCUUCAGCCUGUCUG
Suillus plorans is the source of this 2311-nucleotide messenger RNA. RefSeq lists its product as uncharacterized. Gene Ontology annotation, cellular component: nucleus. The coding region runs from base 181 to 2208 and encodes 675 amino acids. Lineage: Eukaryota; Fungi; Basidiomycota; Agaricomycetes; Boletales; Suillaceae. The record is from RefSeq and is a predicted model, not a curated record. The transcript has a single exon.